Messenger RNA from Cylicocyclus nassatus, 1163 nucleotides. Lineage: Eukaryota; Metazoa; Nematoda; Chromadorea; Rhabditida; Strongylidae. The record is from the annotation of a GenBank genome assembly.
AUCUACGCCAUCGUUUUUCCGUAUCGCUCAUCUUGGUGCUAACCAUACACUUUGAGGGUAUGAGUGAAGCCGAUAUCGCACCGAUCCCGGCCGUGGCACCUACGUCAGCGCCGGAAAAGCAUCCGCUUGUCGUGCCAGAAAAGGUGCGACACGUUGAUCCGGUUGACCGAUUUUCGGCUCUGAUCGUAAGGGGUACCAUCGUUGGUGUCGGGCUAUUGGGAGUUGGACUCUUUCUUCGCAACUCGCGCAUUUUCGCGCGAUUCGAGAAUGUCACAGAAAUACCCAAAGAAUUCAUACGAAAGGAGCUUGAGCUGAAAGGAACCGUACGAGAGGUACUGCCGUCUGGAGAGUUGCGCGUGGAACACAUACCAGUAGUGAGGCUUCCGGCUUUUCUCGCGACAAGGAGACCUCCCAAGGGUCUUCUCAACAUACGACUCGCAGGCGUCGAUCUCUCCAAUGCUGGCCAACAAUUUCUCGCGAAGGAUCUGCGUCUUACUAACAAGCCAGUAACUUUCGUCGUUAUAAAGAACAGUGAUGAUUCGAAGAAUGCUGUGGACGCUGAUGUGACAGUUAAAAAGAGUACAUUCACUCGCACCAAUUUGAAUAUCGAAGUGGUGAGACGUGGCUAUGCUCGAGUUCCACCACCUGAGUCACCGCGACAUCUAAAGGCUUUACAAACAAUUCCCGCCUAUUCAAGAUUAGUCAGCAAAUUGCUGAUGAGUGAAAAGGUAGCCGAUCGCCGAGGAGUUGGCUUAUGGGAGCGCGAUUCAUGGGUAGAGUCAGUCCAGUCUUAUCCUUCACAAGUGGGACAAAUCAUACGUGGUGCACCUAUCACAAAAUUUAUUGUACUAGUCUUCAAUGUCAGUAGAGAUAUACUCCUGUAUGGCGUGAAGUUGACUCAGCAAGCGUAUGCGGUACUACUUUCCGCUUGCGCGCAAAUCGCCUACGGAUAUCGACGCUUAUCCGCGAACGUCGACCGUCUUACGGAGAAGUACAACAGAACCGGGUUGGAAGUAAUCGUUUAUCCUCUCUCAACUGCCAUUCAAUGGUUUUGCAAUAGCUUCUCUUAUGUCGGCAUUUCUGCUUUCCAGCUUGGGACUAUCUGCAACUGUUCUGUAGGAAUUCCCCUCUCUAAAGUUUCGCCUUGCAGCCAGCACUCAUGA